AAUGAUCAAUCACUAUAUAAUAUUAUAAAAAGUGUAAUUUUCUAAUACCGUACGAAAUGUCAUCCUCAUCUACUAAAUCUGGUGAUGAAGAACAAACCAUCGCGAAUGACUUGGUUGUUACAAAGUAUAACAUGGCUGGAGAGAUCGUCAAUAAAACUCUUAAAUUAGUAAUUGAAAAAUGUGUUGAAGGUGCCAAAAUACAUGAAAUAUGUCUAUUUGGAGAUAAAUUAAUAGAAGAUGAAACUUCUAAAGUUUUCAAAAAGAAUAAAGAAAUUAAGAAAGGAAUUGCAUUUCCAACAUGCAUAUCUGUCAAUAAUUGUGUAUGCCAUUUUUCUCCCCUUGUAAGCGAUCAUGAAAUAUUAUUAAAAAGUGGAGAUCUUGUUAAAAUUGAUUUAGGUGCACAUGUGGAUGGUUAUAUAGGGGUUAUUGCUCAUACUAUUGUUGUCAAUCAUAUAUCGAAUAAUAAGAAAGUUGAUGGCAGAAUUGCUGAUGUGAUAUUGGCAGCACACUACUGUGCUGAGGCUUGUCAUCGAUUGAUUAAAAAUGGCAAUAAUAAUUCUCAAGUGACAGAAGCUAUGCAAAAAAUAUGUGAAUCAUUUAAAUGCAAGCCAAUAGAAGGUAUAUUGAUGCAUCAAUUAAAACAACAUCAAAUUGAGGGUGACAAAUCUAUUAUUCAAAAUCCAUCAGACACACAAAAACAAGAACAUGAAAAAAGUGAAUUUAAAACUUAUGAGGUGUAUGGAGUUGAUUGCUUAAUUAGCACAGGUGAUGGUAAGGGUAAAGAAAUGGAUGCUAGGACCACUGUAUAUAAAAAAACUGAUGAAAUAUAUAACCUAAAAUUGAAAGCCUCAAGAGCUUUAUAUAGUGAAGUUGAUAAAAAAUUUGGAUUGAUGCCAUUUACCUUAAGGGGUUGUGAAGAUGAAAAAAAAGCAAGAAUGGGUUUACUUGAAUGUGUCAAUCAUAAACUGAUGAUACCCUUUCCUGUACUUUGGGAAAAGGAAGGUGAAUAUGUUGCUCAUUUUAAAUACACAUUAUUAAUCAUGCCAAACAAUAAUGUUAGGAUUACUUCUGGUCCAUUUAUUCUUGACAAUUUUGAAUCAAAAUUUAAAAUUGAAGAUGAUUCAAUAAAUGCACUACUUAAAUCAUCAACAAAACGGGUUAUAAAAAAGAAGAAAAAGAAAAUAGACAUUGUAGAAUUAAUGAAAGCAGCACCAUUAACAAUAAAUGGAGAAGCUAGUUAAAUUAGCAUAUGCUAUCAUCAUAUUUUAUAAACAUUAUAAAAAUAUUUUGUAAUAGAUCAUUUCAGAAUUAAAUAAAUUAAAUAUGUAACAUUAAUGUAUAAUUUUUAAUUGCUCACACAUAGUUUUUUAAUUAAGAUUCAAAAAUUUUGCUUGUUGUUUAUAAAAUCUCGUAUUUUUUUAUCUCAAAGCCUUUCAAGUGUUAUUUUUCCAAUAAUAGUGAUUGUUUAAAAAUUUAAAUCAUGAACUUUGAUUGUGAAUUAUAGGUUUAGAUUGAAAAUUAUCUUCUUUUUUUACCUCAAUAUAAUAUUUCAUUGAAAUCACUAAUCUGAUUUGAUAUUUUAUCUAAUUAUAGUUAAUUACCUAAAAAGGCUGAAAGUUAAUCGGAAAUAAAUACAAACCCAGAGUCUUCAUUUAGUGGUUUGCAUUCUUGAUUUACCACAUUUUUAUGGAAUUUGUAAAUAAUCAUGUGAGAAUAAAUCACAGGUGGCAGGAUUCAUCGAUAUUUUACUUAUUAUUUUUACAUAAAUAUUUUAUAAUAAUCUAAAUUCUUUUAUUGCUUUUAAUUUUUUUUCACAAUAUGUAAUAGAUCAUAAUAAUUG
Gordionus sp. m RMFG-2023 is the source of this 1840-nucleotide messenger RNA. RefSeq names its product proliferation-associated protein 2G4-like. Bases 57 to 1241 code for a protein of 394 amino acids. The transcript is spliced from 12 exons. The record is from RefSeq and is a predicted model, not a curated record. Lineage: Eukaryota; Metazoa; Nematomorpha; Gordioida; Chordodea; Parachordodidae.